Lingula anatina is the source of this 8457-nucleotide messenger RNA. RefSeq names its product ATP-binding cassette sub-family A member 2. NCBI's taxonomy places the organism in Eukaryota, Metazoa, Brachiopoda, Lingulata, Lingulida, Lingulidae. Gene Ontology annotation, biological process: lipid transport; transmembrane transport. The record is from RefSeq and is a predicted model, not a curated record. Gene Ontology annotation, cellular component: membrane; intracellular membrane-bounded organelle. Gene Ontology annotation, molecular function: ABC-type transporter activity; ATP hydrolysis activity; lipid carrier activity.
AUGUUCCAGCUUCUGUUUGCUGGGGAUGACUCUGCUGCAGAUCCUGUACCCCACCAAAACAGGUCCAGAGAAGUAAGAAGUGUUGCUGACAAUGAAAUUGAUGAUACUUGGAGUCCUGGGACAUCCAGAGUUCCUCCCAUAUCAGAGCAAGAGACAGCAAACACCUUUCUUCAAGACAAAAUAUCUGACAUUGCUCAACAGAUGGCUGGGAAUAAAUUGCCCAACGUAAAUUGGAGGGAACAUUUAUCCCAGAUUGCAAAAAACCUUCAGAAUGCACCAAAGAUGCCAGAAAACUCAGGAUCUCAGUUUAGUGAAAUGAAUCCACAGAAAAUGAUGGAAGGAGUUUCAGGGAUAAAACCAAUGUCUCUAGUCAUGAAGAACAUUGCAGACUUGCUCAAUUCCACCCAGAUACAGGAUGGUAGGGAACAGCCAGAGGGACUGGUGUAUAGAAUACUGGAGGGGAGUUUAUUGAAUGACAGCAAGGUGGUUGAUACCAUAAGUCACGUCCUGGGAUUUGGGGGCUUGGAUAAUAACACUGUGACUUCUGUACAAGUGAUCAAGGCAUUAGAGGUUGUAGUUUUGUCUCCCGAAGCUCUGCAGACUGCAGCAUGCAGAAGUCAAGAAAUGCUGGCUGUGUUACAUCCUAUGAAGAAUGAAACUAGCCACAACAUGACACAUGCCCUCAAAGCACUGUGCAAUAUGACACAACACCAGUGGAAAAGUCUGUCCCAAGAACUCCAAAGAAUGGUAGAUGCUAAGAAAUUAUCAAAAAUGUUAAAAAUGUCAGAAAUGAAUAUCACGGCUGCAGAAAAGAGGGUUAAGAAACUGGAUGUGUAUGUGAAAAAGUAUACAUGGUUCCAGAAAAAUUUGUUGGAGUUAAGUCAGUUUGCAUCAGCUAUGCCCCAAGACUCAUGCAGAGGAAAUAUUGAUCGCUAUGGUAACAUCAUUACGACAACCACCACCACCACAACAACGACUACUCCCUCAUCAUUUCAAGAAGCUGUACACAUGGCAGAGCCUCCAGAGAAGACGAUGACCAAGGUAAAAGAUAACAAGUUUGCAGGUUUAAUGAAAAUCUGGAGUGGAUUGCAGAAGACAAUAUGUGGCAAACCUUUCAAGCUCACUGACGAACAAGUACAGCAGUUUGCAGAAGACAGAGACUUCAAGUCUCUGGGGUUGUCUAAGGAGCAGGAAUUUGAGAUUGGAAUCUUGGUCCAUGUGUUAUACAGUAACCCAAAGGUGUUAUUUGCUCCAAACAACUCUGCUGCUGUGCAGAACAUCAUGAAAAAGGCCAAUGAAACAUUUGCCCUGUUUGAUGAAAUAACCCAGUACGCCAAGCAGUGGCUGAAAGUGUCAUAUGAUCUACGGGACUACCUGAACCAAUCAUCUACCAGACAAAACUUGCUGUCAUUGCAAGAAAUGCAGUCUACAAUUAGAAACCAGUACAGCAUCCUGCCACGACUGAAUAUCAAGCACCCGGGCAUCAACACAUUCAUCUACAACCUGACCAUUCCCACAGUGGAUGAAUUCCUCCAUGAACUGGAUGGCAUUGACAGUGCAGCCUGCAGCUGGAUCACCCUGGUCAAUGGCAUCAGUUUCAAUAUAUUUGAAGGAUUUAGGACAGAGAAGGAACUGGUGGACUAUGUACUGCAUAAAGCUUUUUCUCAAAAUAAAACUGUCCUUGCUAGUGUUGUUUUCACCAACAUGAGGCCAGAUGGUACCUUGCCACCGCAUGUUGUCUACAAAAUACGCCAAAACGCCUCAUUUACAGAAACUACCAAGGCUGUGCGCCCGCGCUACUGGAGCCCAGGCAACAGGCGCAAUGGGUUCAAGUACUACUUCUUUGGCUUUGUCUGGAUUCAGGAUGUGGUGGAGAGAGCCAUCAUUAAUCUCCAGACUGGCCGGGAUAUCAUAGAGCCUGGCAGUUACAUUCACCAGUUUCCACAGCCCUGUUUCAUGUAUGAUCAGUUCAUCUUAAUGAUAGAGCAUGUGAUGCCAUUGUGCCUGACCAUCUCCUGGGUCUACUCCGUCGCCAUGCUGGUCCAGGGGAUAGUCUACGAGAAAGAACAGCGACUGAAGGAGGUGAUGAAGAUGAUGGGACUGAACAACGCUGUCCACUGGCUGGCCUGGUUCAUCACCAGUUUUGGACAGAUGACCGUUACCAUGGGGAUGGUGACCAUCAUCUUGAAGUAUGGGAAUAUUCUGACUUACAGUGACCCCCUCUUGGUGUUCUUAGUGCUGGAGUGCUUCGCCUUGGCCACCAUAUCAUUUUCAUUUUUCCUGAGUGUGCUAUACUCUAAGGCCAAGCUGGCAGCAGCCUGUGCUGGAAUCAUCUAUUUUCUGACUUAUGUACCAUAUAUGUACAUUGCCAUAAGGGAGGAGGCUGCAGGGGAUAAGGUGUCUGCUGUCACCAAGUCUAUAGCUAUCGUACUGUGCUCCUGUCAACUCACUACAUGGAUGAAGCUGACCUCCUGGGUGACCGGAUAGCCAUCAUCUCUAGUGGUCAGCUCAAGUGUUGUGGGUCAUCUCUGUUCUUAAAGAGUACCUUUGGGGAUGGGUACCAUCUGAAAAUGGUCAAGAAGCCCUCUGAAGUGGAUGCUCAUAGUAUCAAUGAUGAACCAGAUACAUUCCACCCCUCAAGCUCCUUCAUAACUCACUGUGUGGAAGAUACAGUCACAGAGUUUGUCAAAAAAUAUGUCAGCACGGCCUACAUAACCAAAGCCACCAAUCACGAGCUACAUUACAUCUUGCCCUUUGAAGAGGCCAAGAAGGGAAACUUUGAGAAGCUGUUCCAUGCCCUGGACUCUCACCUGGACCAGCUGGACAUCAGCAGUUACGGGGUGAUGGACACGUCGCUGGAGGAGGUGUUCUUAACAGUGACCGAGAAACCAAAAAAGAAUCCAGAACUGGAUGAGGAAGAAGUGAAGAACUUAGAAAAUCAGACCAUCCAGUUUCCCCUAGAUGAUACAUACGGCAUGACAAACCAGGCAAGUGAUGGUGACGAGGCCAUGAUUGACUUGGAGCCGGUGCUGUCCUCUGGUGGUGAUGUAGAGCUGGGUGACCUUGGCACAACCUCAGCACACAGAAGGCAGUGGAGUGAUGGCUCUAUACACCAUGUGUCUCUACACACAGGACCACAUGCCCAGUAUGCCAGGCUGGUGAAUGAGGACACACAGAGUAUAGCUAGCAGUGACCAUGAACCCCAGCCACACCCUGGGGCAGGAUCAUACAUAGUCUCUGGUGGCAUGCUGAGGUUCCAGCAGCUCCUGGCUGUCAUUGUGAAGCGGUUCUACUACAUACGAAGAAACUGGAAGGGCCUCUUCUCCCAGAUCUUGCUGCCUGCCUUGUUUGUUGCAAUCGCCAUGACAGUAGCCCUCUCGGCACCAAAGCUCCGCAAUCUACCUCCAUUAACUCUAAGUCCAGCUCAGUACUACAACUACACUCAGCCAAGAGGAAACUAUGUGCCUUACAACAACCAAGCCAAAGACAGUCCAAAUGCAGUUGGAAAGCAGACCAAAACUCAACAGAUGGCAGACAGUAUCAUCCAGACUUUCAUGUUGCCUUCAGGACUUGGUGCUACCUGUAUCCUCAAGCGACCAAUCAAUAAUGCCUUUGAUGCCGAUCUGACGCGUACUCUGACGGGUAAUUAUUCCCAGAAGACAUUCAAGCUGUUGGCAGAGUACUUUGAGCCUGGCUGUGAGAGCGUGUUUGUUAAGGGACUGCCUCUGAGUUAUUUUGUUCCUCCACCCCCCACAGCACCACCUGUGGAUGAAGACACCCUGAACCUGCUGGACAAUGAUACAGAGUCUAGUAGCACUACCCACUCCCCAGAUGGCCCCCAUUUUUACCCCCACUGCAUCUGCGCCAAGGACGGCAGUGGGUUUGUAUGUCCACUCACUGGUUUCUUAAACCCCGAGGAGAAGAAGCUGGUGACCAGUGACAUCUUAGUGGACAUCACCAGUCAGGACACAUCCCAGUACUUGUUGCACACCACCAAUGCCUUCCGCCUGCACAGGUAUGGCGCGGUGUCCGUGGGGUUGGAGAGGGAUUACGUACCUGAUAGGUUUGGAGAGCAUGCACCACCUUUGUUCAGGCAGAUCGCUGUGAAGAGGGUCUCAAAGGUUUGGUAUAACCAGAAGGGCUAUCACUCCAUGCCUACCUAUCUGAACACUCUGAACAAUGCCAUUCUGAGGGCAAAUCUGCCCAAGAAGAAAGGGAACCCAGCAGCUUAUGGCAUCACUGUCGUCAACCAUCCUAUGAGUAAUACAAAUGAUCAGCUCAAUAUAGAGUCCAUCCUGAAAGGCUCAGAUGUCCUGAUCGCCAUCUUCAUCAUCUGUGCCAUGUCCUUUGUGCCAGCCAGUUUUGUGUUGUUUCUGGUAUAUGAGCGGUCCACCAAGUCCAAGCACCUGCAGUUUGUCAGCGGCAUUGACCCCGUCAUCUAUUGGCUGGCCAACUACAUCUGGGAUAUGUGUAACUACUUGAUUCCUAUGUCCUGCUGCAUCAUCAUACUUCGCGUGUUUGACAUCCCAUCUUAUGUCUCUGAUACCAACUUUCCAGCAGUGGUCUCCUUGUUUCUUUUAUAUGGGUGGUCUAUCACCCCACUGAUGUACCCAGCCUCCUUUGUGUUUAAGGAGCCCAGCACAGCAUACAUCUUUCUCAUCGUGAUCAACCUAUUCGUAGGCAUCACGUGUAUCAUCACAAGCUUCUUACUGGACAUGUUUGACUAUGACAAGGAUCUUCAUGAAGUCCACAAGGUGUUGAGUGUAGUUUUCUUACUAUUCCCUAACUAUUGCCUGGGAAGAGGUCUGAUGGAUAUAGCCUUCAAUGAGUACCACAACGAGUACUAUUACAGAACUGGUCAGUAUGGAAAGGUGAUGUCCCCCUUUGACUGGGAUCUGGUACCUAGGAACCUGGCUGCUAUGGGCAGUAUGGGCUUUGUCUUCUUCAUUAUCACACUUCUGUGUGAAUACAGGUUCUUCAUCAAGUCCAAGCGUCUUAAAGUUGAAAGCUCAGUUAUCACAGAUGAUGAUGAGGAUGUCGCUGCGGAGAGGAAGAGGGUGCUCAGAGGCAGUGGCAGAAAUGAUAUGCUGAGGCUGGAAAAUCUCACUAAGAUAUACAAGACGAGAAAACUAGGUCGCCAUCUUGCAGUGGACCGCCUGUGCCUUGGAGUACCCCAGGGAGAGUGUUUUGGUCUACUUGGAGUCAAUGGUGCUGGUAAAACCACAACCUUCAAGAUGCUGACAGGAGAUAUUCAGCCCACUGGAGGUGAUGCUUUCCUUAAUGGAUACAGUAUCCAUGCAGACAUGUUGAAGGUCCAGCAGAACAUAGGUUACUGCCCCCAGUUUGAUGCUUUGUAUGACCAGCUAACAGCCAGGGAACACUUGCAGCUGUAUGCCAGACUGAGGGGUGUACCAUACAAGGAUGAGAAGAUGGUAGUGCAGUGGGCUCUGGAGAAGUUUGAUCUGUUGUCUCUAGCAGAUAACCUCUCUGGCUCUUACAGUGGUGGUAAUAAGAGAAAACUGUCCACAGCUAUUGCACUGCUAGGUAACCCGCCUGUUAUAUUCCUGGAUGAACCCACCACCGGGAUGGACCCACAGUCCCGGCGCUUCCUGUGGGAUAUAAUCCUCAACCUCAUCAAAGAUGGAAGAUCAGUAAUUCUCACAUCGCACAGCAUGGAGGAAUGUGAAGAACUGUGCACUCGUCUGGCUAUCAUGGUGAACGGUCAUUUCAAAUGCAUAGGAAGCAUACAGCACCUCAAAAAUAAAUUUGGCAAGGGGUACACCGUAACUGUUAGGGUUAAAGGUCAUGAUAUUGAUAGAGAGGUCAGGGCAGUCAGGCGCUAUAUGAAUAGACAUUUCCCAGACGCUGAACUGAAGGAGCAGCAUCACAACACUGUCCAGUACGAGCUCGCAUCCAGCACCCUCUCCCUGGGGACUGCCUUUGCCAAGAUGGAGGAGGCCCAACGUGAUCUCAAUGUGGAGGAGUACUCCAUAUGUCAGAAUACAUUAGAUAAUGUAUUUAUCAGUUUUGUGAAAAUGCAGUCAGAGCUGGUGCGCGAGAGGCAUGACACAGGAGAGACAGACCUUCCUUCAGAAAGGAGCCAGACGCUACACAGAGCUGAAGAUGAUGAUGAUGAACCACUACUUGAUGCUGGUGAUGACAUGCCAUUGGUGGGCCAGUCAGGGUCAAGACUGGCAUUUAUGAGCAUGGAAGUCAUGGACUGCUGAUGUAAGGUUGAAAAGAGAUUAACCAAGACAAGCCACACAAGCAUUAGAACUUUUGUGCUCCUGUCCAGGCAUUUGUGCAAUUGAUGUGCCUUCAGACUGGGUUAGAAUUAACAUUGAUAAGAAACCCAACAAUACCUUAUGGACAAAACUCUCAUUUUUGCAGUCCACUGUUCCUCGGUCUUGAGUAAUUUUAAUCUCAAGGAGUCAUCUAGGCCCUUUAGCAAGCAUAAUUAUAUUUAAAAAGAAAUAAGGCAUUUGUGAACUGUAUUAGAAUAAUGAUGGAUUGUUUGCAUUUGAUGGUUUUAAAUGAAGUGUUCAUAUUACUUUUUUAAGCUAUUUAUAAGCCACUAUCAAAGCAUUCGAAAGUUUGUUUUAAUACUUCUGCAGCUUGGCAGCCCUUUUGGGAAGUGUUUUGAUAAAGAAAGAAAGGGUUAAAAAGAAGUGAUACAUUUAUGACAUUCCUGCAUUAUAAAAUAUUUGUGCAAAAUUAUUCAAUAGAGCCUCAGAAAUUGUGGGUCUGAUCUUGAUAACAGUCUUUUUUGACAAAAACUGAAAACAUUCAGGUUCUUCAAUGUACUGCUAACUAGUGUGUUAUUUCUUGUCUACUUGUCUAAAAUUAAUGAAGUGCCAGUUUUAAUCGAUUUGGAUUCUUACCAUAGUUGGUUCUGUGGUAAUGCUUUCAUUAAUGAAGUAGUCAGUUGAUUAAAAUAUUUUAUAUAAGUUGCCAAUCAGAAAAACUGGAAAUGCCAAUUAAAGUGUUGGGAUAUGUUGGUUAUCCAGACUAGUCUGUAAUCAGAUGACUAUAUAGGUUUCCUGAGCCAUAGCAUGACUGGACAUUUAUUUGUUGCUCUUUUACCUGAAAGUUGGACAGUGUAAUAACGUUGAAUAUGUUGAAACUUAUGUGAAAUAGUGCAACUGGUGUUGAGAUUGUUUUUACAAUAUAUAUAUAAAUAAUAUACACAUAUAUUGCUGAUCUUAUUUAUUUUUAAGUGUAAUCUAUUGUUAUUGUCAUUUAAGUCAUGUCAUCAUAUGUUAUUUGUGCGUAAGCACCUCAUUUACUUUAUUUUACACUUGCGUUCUCAGUUAUUGUUGCAUGUUAUAUUAUAAAGAUGACAGUUUUAAAGUAUAUUUGAAGGCUCCUGGAUUUCUUCUGCUGCAUUUAUAUAUGUUUCCACUUCUUCUUCCUUGCAUGAAUUUUCUCAGUUAUGGGAUUAUUAAUAAUUUUUUAGUACGAUGAUCUGUUCAAGUUAAAGUGUUUAAUGUAAUAGAUAAUAAUGUUUAGAAUAAUAUAUAAAUUAUGAACUGGAGCAUAUCAUGUGUAAAGUAUGUGGUGAUUUGCUCACAGCAGAACCAUGACAUAGUGUUAGGAAGCUACAAAUUGCACUUGUAAUGUCACUUUAAGAGCCCUUUUUACAUGGAGUGGUACACUUAACCAGUCCAGAACACUAUGAGGGAUAACCAACUUCAUAGCCUGGCUAUUCCUUUAGUAAGUCACCUAAAUGGCACCCCUGUUUCAGCAGGAAACAAACUUGUAAGAGAUACUAUAGUAGAAUCACUUUCAAAGUAUACUGGUCCAGUGUCAUGUAAGUGUAUUGCUCAAUGUAAGAAGUACCUAAAAAUCUAUUUUAAAAGGAUAAUAAAGAAUUGCAAUAUUUUUAGGUAUAUCCUAUGUACUUUUCCAAUACUUAUUUUAUAAUCAUACAAAUGGCCUUUUAGUGAAGCCCAGCUGAUUCAGCAUUUAAAAUUUCAAAGGUAACUGAGGUCAAACAAAAUCAAUUAGUUACAUUUUCUCCAAAUAUGUUUUUGUUUUCUGUUCCUAAAACAUUUAAUAAAUAGGUACUUAUGUACUGUUAAGAAUAAAUUAGAUAAAAAGAAAUUGGUGCUUAAAAAUUAAUGAGAAACUGCAAUGUGCAAUAAUGUUACUGAUGUGAUUCCCAAAUCAUUGCUGAGGUUUAAAUAAAGUAUAUUUGUACUGGCUUAGAACUGUCAAAGUACUUCAGGUUUCCAUGUAAUUGUUCAAUAGUAAGUGGCACUGAUUUGAUGAGCAGCAGAGGACUUGUCUGAGGAAUGACUGCUGAAUCUUUAUACCUUAUCACCAUAACAUCAAGAUUAAGCUAACGUACUUUCAAACUUAAGGGUUGUAUUUUUGUCCUUCAGAACUGGCCUUAAAAAUAUAUGGAAAAAAAAAAGAAAAUAAAUCUAUUCAACCAACUAGACAUUAUAAGUGUUU